This is a messenger RNA of Hansenula ciferrii, 1557 nucleotides long. RefSeq lists its product as uncharacterized. The transcript has a single exon. Bases 1 to 1557 code for a protein of 518 amino acids. NCBI's taxonomy places the organism in Eukaryota, Fungi, Ascomycota, Saccharomycetes, Phaffomycetales, Wickerhamomycetaceae. The record is from RefSeq and is a predicted model, not a curated record.
AUGCCACUACCAAAUGCAACUUUGGGAUCAAUAUCAUACAAUGCUGAUGAAAGUUUAUCUAUCAAUUGUGAUGAUCUUGUUAAAACUAUUAAAAGAAUCAAGGUUUUCAAAGAUUUAUGCAAAUCAAGUAGUCGUGAGAAGUUCAUUGAAAUUUAUAGAAGGUCAUAUGAGGGAUUUGAUGCACAAUUUCAAGAACUAAAAUUGAAUAAAAUGAAAAGAACUGAUGAAAAGUUUGAAGUAGGAAAGAAUAUUUUAUUUUUAACAAGAUUUGACAUCCCAAUUAAAAAAGAAUAUCUUUUUCCAAAGAAUCCACGAGUUUUUUAUGAUGCUGCUACUACAAUUCUGGUCAAGAUGAUCCCCACUAUUAUAAAAAAUCUUGGACAAGAAUACAUUGAAAUAGAGCAAUUUAUCUGCUUUAUGUUUCAAUUUUCAGCAUUUCAUGCUUUGCAUAUUUUGGAUCUUAUAUUAAUGCCAAUUUAUGAACGUUCAAAAACAUUUACUUCAACUUUUAUAGAUAAUGACCUUAAAACUGUGAAGACAACCAAUGGGUUCAGCCAUUCUGACUCACCAAUAUUCAUGAACGGUCUUUCCCUGGAUAUAUUUGGUCCUUUUGGAUAUGUUUCAGAUCCUAAGUCAUUGCUUGCCUAUUAUUUCUAUAAUUUUCUGUCUGAUUUUCCUCAAGGCUUGUUUAUGAAGAAAAUGUUAAUGGAGACCCAAGACAUAUUAUCGACAAAAGGUUUCAACAAAUGUCACCACGGUAAUAGUGAGAAAUUAUGGUUUUCAAACUAUUUUUUACAUCCAAUUUCCAAGUUUGUGCUGCUCACAGGUGGUUCACUGAAGCGAGUGGUACUUGUCAAUAUUAACGAAGAAGGUGAUGUUGAAACCCCCGUAAACCCAUUAGUUUUUUCAAAAGCAUUGGAGUAUAAAGUUAAAUGCUCUUCAAUAGUUGGUGAGACUGUCUUGGCUGAAAACUCACAUGAUAUUUCUGGUGAUAGUUUCAAUAAUAAGAAGAUAGACAAAGUUAUUAUGCCAGUUUUUCUUUGUGACCCUACUACUUUGGCCAAACUUAUUGGUGAGUAUAAAAGUUGCAAAUUGGAUCAAAAGAGAAAAGCACCUAUUCAAUAUAUAUUAUAUCAAGCAGUUUCCCGUGCACUUGAAUUUGGGUGUCAUUAUGCUUUAGUAUCAGAUACCUGGCUUUUUUUGAUGAUCAUUUUAGAAGAAGUUGAAGACGGAACAGAUGGCUCAUUCAACCUUAAUAAUGGUGAAGUCGGUGGAUGUUCAUAUAAGCUUAAUUGUGAAUUGUAUGAUAUUUCAAAUGGCGUCGAUAGACUCACGUUGUUCUUUUUUGAGGCAGGUUUCAAGUCAAGAGCAUCCGAUACUGAUGACCAAGUGUUCCCAAGAUCAAGAUCUAGACCUUCCACUGAAGAGAAAAAACAAUCUACUGACAUGGAUCCCGAGCAUACUGAAUUAGAUCAAGCUCCAGGUGAAGACAUGGAACAUUUACAGCAAGAGGAUGAUGAUUCUGUGGAUUACAUGACGCUUAACAAUUUUGUUUGA